AUCAGAGUUAACCGAAAACACAAGCCUUUUAUGCAGCAAGAGUUAAUACGUUGGUAUAAAUCCCACAGGUAUGGAACACCAUAAAGACACCGGUCAAUUGCACCACUACGUGCAGUACGGACUUUCCGAAAGUGCACAGAUUUUCGGAUGCGCAAAAGAGCAUCACAUCUUGAAGACGCUCUGAGGAAAACUGCUCCAAAUCUAGUCCACCAGCAUUAAACUACCGGUGGCUUCAAUCUGGUUUAGGAAGAAGACCACAAUAAAGUGAUCAAAGAUAAUCAGGUCUUCACCAAUUUAAAGUCUACUACUUCAACGAAUGAGAUAGUCGUCCUGCAGGCAAGGAGUCAUACCAGUUGGCCGAGCAAUAUCAACAGCAGCAGAUGGAAUCGCGUGAUGAAUCUAGUAUCUCCGUCAGGAAGACGGGCACGUGUACAGCGAGGACAACAGUGAUUUUGGAGUGGAACAGGUGGAAAACCAAUCCCAGUUGAAAACCAAUCCCAGUUCGAUCCCAAUGUUGUGGCCUUUGUGCCUAGCUUUGACGCACAGAAAUCCUCUCCCCCGCAGCCUGUUGCGGAAGUUUAUCUACUUGGUGUUCAGCCCCGCUAACUUUUACCGCAUGGCACCCUUGACGACCUUGUUGUGGAAAGUCUGCGUAAAGAAUUUCAAAAUUUCUGGAAGGGGAAACCUGUAGAUGCAGCUGAGCUGUUAAAUGAUUUACAAACAAGCCGACAUCUCGGGAACCAUUAAAGAGACAUUUAAAGUCAAAAAGUGGCCAACUGAAACCCGUUAAAAUCCGCUUGCGACCGCAACUUGGCCCGACUAAGGCAAAAAAUAACAUAAUCCUGUCAAGUCAUGCAGACAGGGCGAUUUACAUUAUAAUUUUAAAUGGCAAUGGAUUAGUCAUCAUCAGUACCUGCUUAUCUGGUUUUCCUGAUUUUUAAAUCAAAUCUGUGACUGUAUCUCUUACCUUUCCUCUUGUACCUCGUUAUUAUAAAAUGCGAAAACCCUCUGCCAAAGGACACUAUAAAACGAAUUUUUUAAAAGACGCCAAACAAAAUGGCACUUUUUGUUGAGAAGAAAAUAUGCCGAUAAGAACGUUUUACUUGUAAGACGCUGCAGAAAGAUUAGGAACGAAAACUAUCGACAAUGUUUACUUGUAUAAUCUGAGCUUUCUAAAACACAAAAAUAGUGUACUUUUACCAUACGCUUAAUUUCGAAAUUAAUCCGGGAUAUACAGUUGGGGAUCCAGAUUUUAAAUUCGUGAACACAGCUGCUGGAGUAGGGCAUUUCCUGAUCGAUCUGUUAGUUUUCGGACUUUUACUUUGGUUGUUGUAAACAAUAUCCGCAAGUUUCUCGCAAAGUGGGUUGCGUUGUGCCGUGCCUCAGUAGAGCACUACACACUACCUUCGAUUGAGUUCGCUGGGAUUUGGAUUUCGUUCACAGUCCAAGUUUGGACCGUGCUAGGAGAAGAUAAUGAUCCGAUCACUCAAUUAACUUCAUGCACCCAGUGACGUCAUCAGUGCUUUACUAUUCGGUGUCUAUAUAGUCUAUUUUGUUUAAUUUCUUACACCCUACAUUUCGAUACGAUUCGAUUUUCGUUUGGAAAUUGUCUGAAGGUAAACAAGCAUAAAUUGGACGUUCAAGCGUAAACAAAUCGGUUUUCGGAGCAAAAUACAAAAAUCGUCAGUUGAGAAAGUCUCUCAAAUGGCGCAGUUCUGCAUUCUUGGAGUCCUCCUCAUUCUUUCUGGAACACACUGCUCGUGGGGAUUCCAUGAAGAGACACAUUAUCCGUGUGCCUUUAUCGAUACGGCAAACAUAACGGGGAGCUACGGCUUAGAUGGCCCAUUUGUGCACAACUGGACGGUGAUUCCCCGUCACUUCGUAGCCGUGUACGACUUUGUCAUCGAAAAUGGCAUCCGCAUCCCCGCAAGCAGGCAUCUCAGAGCCUGUGUCUGUAAGACCAAACCCUGUGUACGGAUUUGCUGUUUACGGGGAGAAAUCUACGACCUGGAGAAGAGGCAGUGCUUAGUCCCUGUGGCCGGGGUGUCCAGCCUUCCCUCCCAUAGCCAUAUGGAGGUGGAGUUGGGCAACGGCAGUCUGCGUCUAGUGAAACUGCAACCCCGUUUUAGCAUCCACGUGGAAACACCAUGUGAGCACAUGAAAGCCGUAACCAAGGGCUCGGAAUACGUUCACUGGACACUUCAUGAGAACGGAACCAUCAGCCACCGAGGACACAUAUUUUCUAAGCAUUACUGCUUCACUCCGCUGCUCCAUGGGAACUCCACCUGGGAGUGGCAGCCAUUGGCCUGUGCACCAGAAAAACUAUAUUUCGUCUUGGGGGUGCGGGAGUGGACAUACGCCAUAUGUCUCUUGAUAGCUAUUCUAUCAAUGUUUAUCGUGCUGAUGGUCUACCUUAUGUGUUCGGAAAUGCGCAACAGUUUCUACGGUGUGGCCAUAAAGGCGUACGCCAUUUGUAUGAUCUUGGGAUAUGCCCUACUGGCUUAUCUCACGCUCCACAACCCAGCAAAUCUCUCAAAUGCGGCUUGUCGUAUUCUACCAAGUUUGGCGUUGAUGAACUUGGUGCUUUCCUUUUACAUUCUGAGCUUUAUUGCAUUUAAGCUGUACUUGAGCUUUUAUGGCGUUGUCUUCACAAAACUGAUGUUUUGGCUAAUAUUUACUCCCAUCGUACUGGUAGCCGUGGGCUGGUCUUUCUUUGUGGGUUUCAGUUAUUACGGCUCUAGGCUCAUCUUCGGAGGCGAUACAUGCUGGUUUGAUCCACGCAAUUGGUCCGUUAUGAUAUAUUUUUACGCUCCUGUUUUCGUGGCUUGCGCCAUUAGCGGUUUCUUCUAUGUCCUGAGCCAGAUCUACAUCCGUGAUCAGCCAGAUAUCGAGACGGAGAAGAGCUUCGAGUCCAUAGAGAAGAACCGAUUCAAAUCAUUUUGGAAGUACUUUGGCUACACGGCAGUCGUAUGGGUCGUUUGCAUAUGCUCCUUUGCCUUUAACUACUACUGGGAGAACAGAUCCCACCUUAACUACGCUGUAAGCUUCUGCAUGGCCUUCCACGGGUUUGCGGCCCUCUAUGCGCUGAUUGGAAAGAAUCAGCAAAUCCAAAAUUUUCUGCGGCGCAUAGAUAAUGGCGAAGAUACCUGUGAAAACUCAGUUCCGCUCUCGAGUUUUGGUUAACUUUUCUUGUUGUGCCCACUGUAGCGUUAGUGUAACUGGAAGCAGUUGAGUGUAUCGACAAUAUCUGUGCAAUGUUUUUAAAAUCACUUAUCAGCAUAGACAAAAACCAUGUAUUUUAAAUGUAAAAUUUUGUAGGAUGUGUGUAAAAUAUAUUUGUAAAAUUUGAACUCGAACAAAAAAGUACACUUCUACCCUUUAAACGAAAUUACGAUAAUAAAGAUACAAAAAAU
Molecule: messenger RNA, 3413 nt
Organism: Drosophila melanogaster (fruit fly)
Lineage: Eukaryota; Metazoa; Arthropoda; Insecta; Diptera; Drosophilidae
Gene: mthl8
Product: methuselah-like 8
Exons: 7
Coding region: 1705-3183 (492 amino acids)
Biological process (GO): G protein-coupled receptor signaling pathway
Cellular component (GO): plasma membrane
Molecular function (GO): G protein-coupled receptor activity
Source: RefSeq, marked reviewed